AUGUCGAAUUUAUCAAAGCUUGAGUUCGUGGUACUUGACAUUUCUGGAAAUAAUUACUUGUCAUGGUUACUCGAUGCUGAAAUUCACCUUGACGCUAAAGGUCUUGGUGCCACUAUUACCAAUGGUAAUACAGCGUCGAGUCAGGACAAAGCAAAGGCAAUGAUUUUCCUUCGUCAUUAUUUGGAUGAAGGAUUGAAGGUUGAAUACCUUACGGUGAAAGAUCCACUUGAAUUGUGGAUUGAUUUGAAGGAAAUGUGUGACCACCUUAAGCAAUACCAUGAAAGGGGAUUCAAAAAAUAUUCUAAGUUGAUCUCAUGUCUUCUUGUGGUUGAGCAACAUAAUACUCUUUUAUUGAAAAACCAUGAGGCCCAUCCCACGGGAACUGCUCCGUUACUAGAAGCAAACGAGGUUGAAGCACAUGGCCAGUCUGAAAGAAGACAAAAUAAAAAUCAGGACCAAAAUAAUGUGUGUGGACGUGACAAUGGCAGAGGACGAUAUAAUAAUCGUCGUGGUGGUGGUCGCCAUAAAAUGGAGAACAAUAUGGGUUCACAAAGAAAUCAUUUCAAGAGCCAAUUGUCAUCGUUGUCAUGA
Solanum stenotomum is the source of this 591-nucleotide messenger RNA. RefSeq lists its product as uncharacterized. The coding region runs from base 1 to 591 and encodes 196 amino acids. The transcript is spliced from 2 exons. Lineage: Eukaryota; Viridiplantae; Streptophyta; Magnoliopsida; Solanales; Solanaceae. The record is from RefSeq and is a predicted model, not a curated record.